Lasiodiplodia theobromae is the source of this 492-nucleotide messenger RNA. RefSeq lists its product as uncharacterized. The record is from RefSeq and is a predicted model, not a curated record. NCBI's taxonomy places the organism in Eukaryota, Fungi, Ascomycota, Dothideomycetes, Botryosphaeriales, Botryosphaeriaceae. Bases 1 to 492 code for a protein of 163 amino acids. The transcript has 2 exons.
AUGUCUGACAACAGCCAACUGAUCGGCACCUGGACGCUCAAGUCCUUCGCUCUCCACCUCACCAGCGAUGCCAGCAGCCAGCCCAUCUUCCAUCCCCUUGGAACCUCGCCGCUCGGCCGCAUCAUGUUUAAAUCCGACGGCUACAUGAGCUGCACACUGACCAACCCGGAAGCGUUCGAAGGCUGGGCUUCUCCGACCUGGUUUCUAGCGUCCGAACAAGACAUCGCCGGCGUCGCGCGGCCGAUGACAACGUACUGCGGCCCGUACCGCGUAUACGAAGAGAACGGGAAGAGUCUUCUCAGCACGGACGUGGAAAUUGCCCUCGAUCCUAGCUGGGUCGGGAAGCCGCAGGUGCGGCAGUGGGAGGUGAAGCAGAGCGGUGGAAAGACUCUGUUGGUCUUGAGGCCAGUGCAGGAAUUUCUGCUUCCGGACGGCACGCCGACGAAAGCGAUCGUGGUGUGGGAGAAGUGGGGAGAAGUGGCGAAGUUGUAG